CGGGGACACGAUCCGGAAGUCGGUGUAAUGAAGAGGUGCCACUUGGCGGCCAUGGCCGCUGUGGUAUCGGCGUCUCGGGGUCGAGGCGUGGAGGAGAGGAGUACCGUGGGCAGCAUCGGGUCUAGGGCAGAGACAGUUGGGUGUCAGCUUUGCUGCUGAAUCCCUAGCACUCGUCGUUAGGGGCCUGCAGGGCGGCUCUUCCCAUUCCGGACUCGGAGGGGACUUUGCUGGGCCGGUGGGCUGGUCCCUACUCGAGGGGGGCGGAUCACCGGCGUGGCCGCCCUAGGCGAAGCGGGGGUGAGGGGACGCGCGGGCUCGCUGGGCUUUUUCUCCUUCCCCCGCUGCUGCCGGGCACGUGGGCUGUGUCUGUGGGGGGCGGGGGAGGAGUGGGCCGUUGUAUACCGCCCUCCUUCCCACGGCUGAGCAACACCACUCCGUGCACCACUUCCCCACCGCUGUCCACCCACGAGAAGCUAGUGACUGCCAUCUGAGAAUCCGCGGGCUGGAACUGAAGACUGGCUCAAAGUGUCAGGAAAAAAAAAAGUGGGAGGGUGGGAAGGCUGCUGUUUACAAGUCCGUUCAAGAGCGACGUGCUCCGUGAACACACCCGCCGCGGGGAGGCUGAAACCACCGGAAAAGCCCACUUGUUCUUGGAACCCGCACCCCUUUGGAAGCCUUUGGAAUUUUGAAGUCUGGCGGCUGUAGGGUGACGGCAGGAGGGAAGGAUGGAUGAUUUCAUCUCCAUUAGUCUGCUAUCUCUGUCGAUGUUGGUGGGAUGUUACGUGGCUGGGAUCAUUCCUUUGGCUGUGAAUUUCUCAGAGGGUUUCUUUUGUUUCUUUGUAGGAGCGACUGAAGCUGGUGACUGUUUUGGGUGCUGGCCUUCUCUGUGGUACCGCGCUGGCAGUCAUUGUACCUGAAGGAGUACAUGCACUUUAUGAAGAUAUCCUGGAAGGGAAACACCACCAAGCUAGUGGAUCGCAGAAUGUGUUUGCAUCAGACAAAGCAGUGGUCCAUGAACACGAGCACAGCCACGACCACACGAAGCUGCAUGCCUACAUCGGCGUGUCUCUUGUUCUGGGCUUCGUUUUCAUGUUGCUGGUGGACCAGAUUGGCAGCUCCCAUGUGCAUUCCACUGAUGGUGAGUGAUCCAGAAACAGCAAGACCCAUCAGUUCCAAAAUCACUACCACGCUGGGUCUGGUUGUCCAUGCUGCAGCUGAUGGUGUAGCUUUGGGAGCAGCAGCUUCUACUUCACAGACUAGUGUGCAGUUAAUUGUGUUUGUGGCAAUAAUGCUACAUAAGGCACCAGCAGCAUUUGGGCUGGUUUCCUUCCUCAUGCAUGCUGGCCUGGAGCGGAAUCGAAUCAGAAAGCACUUGCUGGUCUUUGCACUAGCAGCACCAGUUAUGUCCAUGGUGACAUUCUUAGGACUAAGUAAGAGCAGUAAAGAAGCUCUUUCAGAGGUCAACGCUACUGGAGUAGCCAUGCUUUUCUCUGCUGGGACAUUUCUUUAUGUUGCCACAGUACAUGUCCUACCUGAGGUGGGCGGAAUAGGGCACAGCCACAAGGCUGACAGCACUGGAGGGAGAGGCCUCAGCCGCCUGGAGGUGGCAGCCCUGGUUCUGGGUUGUCUCAUCCCACUCAUCCUGUCAAUAGGACACCAGCAUUAAAUGUUCAGGUUCCAGCCUCAGUCCAUGGUCGCUUGCCAUCCAGUGAGAACAGCCAGCCUGUGACAGCUGCUCACUUCCUCAGUGUCUUGUCUCACCUUGCCCAUCUCCACCUGUGUUCCCAGAGUCCGGAGGGAGGUGAGAGUCAACCCCAGAGUAAUGGAGAAGCUUGUAGAAUAGGAACAACACGUUGUGAUUAGGUAGAGACUUGUGUUGUCUUUUAAAGGGUCUUUGGCAUAUUGAGUAUUGAUGUUUCUCUUAACCCUAUUCUCAGGGAAGAUGGAAUUUAGUUUUAAGGAAAAGUGGAGAACUUCAUACUCAAAAGGAAAUAGUAAUUAUGAAAAUCCAGUGUUCUGCAAUUAAGCUAAAUGUCUUUUCUCCUUAGAGGCUCUGCCAUUUUACCCCCAUUGAUAUUUAAAACAGUCCUCACCCUGGAAGACUGGUGCUUUAGCAUCUAUGCCACAUGCCUUGAUAGAAGGCCACAGCACCAUUCUCUUAGAUGCUGAAGGUGAUUGCAGUUAACUUGAAAUUAGAGAAGGAACAUCAGAGCAAGACACAGUGAAAGUUGAACUUCUCUAAAAGAAGGUAGCUGGUGAAAGGACAUGUCUAGAGAAUCUUCACCACCUCCUUUGCAUAUGCCUCCCUGAAUAUAGCCUGCUAUUGUUUCCAGUGGUGCAGCCAUGGUGGGACUGGUAUUUAAAGAGAUGACUAGUGUUUUAUAGCAUCUCUUUCAAGUUUCCUUGGCAGAAUACCUGCCUCUAACCCAUUUUUAAAGGACCCAAGUUCUUGUAGGUUCAGGCUAGGCUUUCCUUUAAUUAUAGUCCUAUUACAAAAUAUCUUUGGAAAUUAAGGGAUACUCAAUUUUAAGUGAAUUUGGGUAGUUAUUGACAAUGUUUUAAUGACCUUUCUAAAAGCAAGACUAUCAAAAUCUGUGUUGUUCUUUUUUCUUCUUUUAAGUAUUUCUUUUAGCAGGUCGACAGUCCCUCUGGCAAGGCACUUGUCCAGCGUGGGAAGCAUUGUGUCUGCUCACAUAAGCAAGCACCUGUAGCAUGAAGAGAGUCUAGCUGUAUCAUAAGUGAGAAGUGUCUGCCCGUUGGCUUAAAGCUUACUGAAAUCAUGUGUCUUGUGUCUUUAUAUUUCCCAUGCUUUUCUCCUAACUUUCUUCUCUAGCUCCUUCUCCCCAUAUUUGCUGCUUACUGCUGGUGGUGAUGUCAGUACUGUGUGAGACAAAUUCUCAUCAGGACACCCACUCUGAACUGUGGUGAUGAAGAUAAUAGGGUCUCUUUCCUUUAGUCCCUUUAAAUAAGUUAACUUUUGUGUCCACCACAGCCUUUUUUAGCUGUUGACAUAUCACCUCCUCAUGUGUGAGUUCACACAGUCACUAAUAAUACUCUGGGUAAUUUAAACAGCUGAGACAGCAGAAGUGUUUAACAAACUAAGGUAAUAUAUCCAUGUUUGCCAAAAUCUGUAAAAAUCCUGUGUUGUCGAAUUAAGUGUAUAAUACUGUAUUAAUUUAUUUUAAUUUUUUGUACCAUUUGCAAACACAUUACAUUAAGAGGGAACUAAGACUAGUUUCUUCAGGACAGUGGAUUUAGUCAUUGGUACAAACAUUUUUUGUGACACAUAAGCCAGCAUGCCUGUGUUUUCUUCUUUCCUAUUUCAUCACUGGGUCUGCAGCUGUGGUGUUGCACUUGUGCGCCCUCUGCUGGCUCCAGUGAAGGAAGUAGCAUAAACAGAAUACGGUUUUUGUAUAGUGGCCGGCAACCAUUGCAUCCAACAAUAAAGCCAAGAGAAAGUCGGAGUGACUCUCCUAAUUCAUGGUAACAGUGGUCCUUCUAAAGUAUGGUUGCCUUGAUUCUUUCUAGAAACAUACUUGUCAAGUACAUAGCAGGUUUUUUGUGUCUGGUUCAGUUUGGAUAGAAGUAAUUUCUAUUACAUAGUUGUGUGCGAUGAUAAGAAAUUUGUUCUGCUGGCCAAAGCGUCUCUCAGCAGUGCCUUGCCAUCACACAUAAAAAGUUUGGCCAGAAUAUCUUGCUAGACAGGGCCAUAAGCUCUGGCAAGGACUGAACAUCAUACUUCCAAAUUUGCCUUCCCCUCUGGACCUCAAUAUUAACAGGCUCUCAGAAGCUGUGGGCUUUCCCAGAUCCUAAAGCUGCUGCCUUGGGAGCUACUCUUAUUUCCCCUGGCCAGCAGGCAGAAAUAGCCAUAUGAAUCUUAUAGGGCUCAAUGCAUCUUCAGGAAGCAGGGAACCACACAGUGUGGCAGAGGCCCCCUUCACUCGAGGAAGAGUUUGGUCAAGUGGCGGGCUGUGUCUCCCAGAAAGGCCAUCUCAAUGUUCACUUGUUACCAUAUUUUAGUACUGUUUUCUUCUUUCCUGUUUAAAACUGCCUCCUUAGAUGUGGAUGCCUUAAUGCUCAAAUGUAUCUGAAAACACUAGCAAAUUUAGUUGAUGUCAUGAUUAUAAAUGAUAUUAUUGGCAACCAAAGAGAUGCAGUUAAUUAUGAAAAACAUGGCCCAUCCUUCCUUAUAACCAAAGUCAAUCUGAAUUGCAAUUUUGAGUCCUUUUCCUUAUUAAGGCUAGACUUUCUUCAGGUUCCAAGUAUUCUUUUAGUGGCAAAUUAAGUUGAAAUCACUUCUACCCAUUUCCCUCAUUUGUUCUCCACAUAGUUGCUUGUCAGUUCCCACAUCAUCAGAGUGAUGUUGCAGGUUUGAUUCUGGGGUUUUCUUGGCAGUGGUUCUGCAGUGCAAUCUGGAGAGUUUACCUACAGAGGCUGUAUAUUCUUCCCAGCCCCCUUCACCUUCUUAGUUUCUAGUCCAAAACAGCCUGUUCUGGUAGUUUGAAUCUCUAGAGAAAAGGAAGAGUGUGGCGGUUUUGAGGUGUCACUCCUUCCAGAAAGGGGACAAUGUAAUUGUGGUUUUUACCAGUUUACUUCUAAAUGUAAAUGUCACUGCCUAGUUGGUUGUUGUUUUUUUUUUUUUGAAGAUUUGAAUUAGCAAGACACACAGGCAUCUGAGUGUGUGCAGCUCCUGACCUAUGUGUUGGCUAGGUACUGGCCCUGGAAACUGUCAACAGCAGAAGCCCCCAAAGGAUAAAAGAUAUAAGAAUAAUGACUACAACUGUCCCUAGCUGCUGCAGUGUGGAGUAAGAACCCUCCAUGGUUGUUCUAUAGGAGACCUUUUACAUCUAGAAAUUUCUACUCAGUAGAGAAGGGUCCACCUUGCCCAAAGAGUGACAUUAUAAAGAUGUUAUGAAAUUAAAACCAGUGAUGAAACCUUUUUGUACCUGAGAUAUCUCAGUUUACCUCAGGACACCCGAAGGAGGUGUGUGACUUACGGAAAAGGACUAGCCAGCUGUUCAGGAGUCCUAGGUAUAUAUGCUCAGUCAAACACAGCUGCUUAACACAAAGACUAGCUUUGCCCUUUUCUGGUAGUGUUUUCUGGCAAGCUGGGAGUCUCGUGGGAUAACACUGUACUUCCCCCUGGUUCUGUGGCCUAAACAAUGAUCUUAAGUGUCUCUUUUUCUGGAUACUUUGUACACAUGAAAUCAUUCCAUGGAUGGCUGCCUUAUAAUUUUGUCUUUACCACUUUAAUUGUGAAUGGUUUAAAAUUUUCUGAUUUGUUUUCUGAUAAUAAAUUUUUAUUAGUGCAUAACUUA
Molecule: messenger RNA, 5318 nt
Organism: Perognathus longimembris pacificus (Pacific pocket mouse)
Lineage: Eukaryota; Metazoa; Chordata; Mammalia; Rodentia; Heteromyidae
Gene: Slc39a9
Product: solute carrier family 39 member 9
Exons: 7
Coding region: 926-1666 (246 amino acids)
Biological process (GO): zinc ion transport; transmembrane transport
Cellular component (GO): membrane
Molecular function (GO): metal ion transmembrane transporter activity
Source: RefSeq, a predicted model, not a curated record